AUGGUUAGCCCUCAUUAUCACGGCGGUGCUGCCUCGGAUGACAAGCCUCGGACCUCCCUAGAGUCGGACUUGGAAUCCGAUGGCCACAGCCCCAAUGGCAGAAGUCGAGCAACGCAGUUUCACUCCAUCAACUUCGACAACGAGACUCAUCCCGCCACCAACAACCGGUCGAUCUACAAUGUGACGCGGUCUCGAAGCCGGGAUACCGUCCGCAGUGCCCGCAGCAUUUCCCAAUCAUCUCCGGAGGCUGGCAUUCCCAUCGAAUUCCGUACCAUCUCCUUUCAGAUAUCCGAAUCCCAGGCUGCAACUCAGGAGGUCCUCAAGGCUCGCGGAGAAAAGGAGAAGAAGCCGGAUCAAGAUUACUUCGAAGGCUUGGACUUUCAUCUCCUGUCCACCGAGACACUAUGCCAACAAUUCAAUGUCGACGCCAACCAAGGGUUGAGCGCCGAUGCAGCACAGACUCGUCUGCAGCGGGACGGCAAGAAUGCCGUCGCCCACCACGGUGAGAACUACUUCAAGAAGGUCUUCUGGUACGUCUUUGGCGGCUUCUGCUCGGUGCUGUGGAUCGGUGUGAUCAUCUUCUUCCUCUGCUGGCGGCCGUUGAGCAAUCCUCCGUCGGUAACCAACCUCGCCAUGGCCAUCCUGGUCAUCAUCGUCAUUGCCUUGCAGGCCUCCUUCUCCGCCUUCCAGGAUUGGUCCACCUCUCGGGUCAUGAACUCCAUCCUGGGGCUCCUGCCCUCCGAUGCGAUGGUCAUGCGGGACGGAAAUCUUGUUCGAGUGCCGGCCGCGGACUUGGUUGCGGGCGAUCUGGUCCACAUCUCCAUUGGCAACAAGGUUCCCGCCGACCUGCGCAUCAUUCGCAGCUCUGGCGAUGUGCGAUUUGACCGGUCCAUCCUCACGGGGGAGUCUGACGAGGUCGAGGGAGCGACCGAUGCCACGGACCAGAACUUCCUCGAGACGCGCAAUAUCGCCCUCAUGGGCACCAGUGUCACCAACGGCAAUGCUGUCGGUGUCGUGGUCCUGACUGGCGGCCGAUCGGUGAUGGGCCGGCUGGCCUCGAUCACCGCCACCGUCAAGGAGAAGCCCACGCUCAUCCAGAAAGAGAUUUCCCGCUUCGUGCGCAUUAUCGUGGUGUUGACUGUCAUUCUGGCGGCUGCGAUUCUCUUCACCUGGGUGGGAUGGCUUCGCGUGGACCAGCCCGGCUUCAUGAACGUCGUAGAAAUGCUGAACGACGUGAUGGGCUGUGUGGUGGCUUUCAUCCCCGAAGGCAUGCCGGUGGGUGUCGCUCUCACCCUGAUGAUUGUGGCCAAACGCAUGAAGGCGAACCACAUCCUACCCAAAGGGUUAGCUACGGUCGAGACCCUGGGCUGCGUCAAUGUCAUAUGCUCCGACAAGACGGGCACUCUCACCCAGAACAAGAUGUUCGUCCAGUCUGUGGGGUUGGUUGACCAGGAGUUUGACAUGGAGGCCCUGGAAAGCGGCCAGGAAAAGUCGAUUCCGAUCCCAACUGCCUUGGAGCCUCUAGUGCAAGGAUCCACCCUGUGCAACGAUGCUUUCUUCGACCAAGAGACCAAAGACUUGCCCAUCAACGAGCGGACGGUGAAUGGAAAUGCCACUGACGCUGCUGUGCUCCGCUGGGUCGCGACGCUGCGGCCGCACGGCAGUGCCGGCCUGCAUGAGUACGAACGCGUCCACCAGAUCCCGUUCAAUUCGAAAAACAAAUGGAUGCUCACGGUACACAAAACUCCCCAGUCCCCUACGCGCUGUCUGGUCUAUGUCAAGGGGGCGCCCGAUGUUCUCGUGCCGCAUUGUACGUCGUACCUGUGCGGAGACGGAUUCCCCAAGCCCAUGGACGCCGCCGCCCGCGAAUCCUUCUCGGCCUUUCAGCAGAAACUCUCGCGUCGCGCCCAGCGCGUGAUCGUGCUGUGUCAGAAGGACUACAUCCCCACGGCGGCAGUCGGCACGAAUGACUUCAACGAAGAGAUCCUGGCCCGCGGAGUGCAAGAUCUCACCAUUGUCGGCAUCUUCGGCAUCGUCGACCCUGCUCGCCCCGAGAUCCCGGCCACGGUUGCCGCCUGUCGCCGCGCCGGCAUCCGCUUCUUCAUGGUCACCGGUGAUUUCGGCUUGACUGCGGCCGCCAUCGCCCGAGACAUUGGCAUUUUCACUGGCACGGCCGAGCCGGACACUGUCUCCGACCUGCAAGCGUGGUCUGCAGACGGUGGUGAGGACGAGGAGGUGGCGUCGUCGUCGUCGGCGAAACACUCGAGACGGAGCCUGCUGGUGGAGGGGACCCAGAUCCCCGCGCUGCACCAGGCCCAAUGGGCCGCGAUCUGCCAGUACGAGGAGGUCGUCUUCGCACGCACCACGCCCGAGCAGAAACUGCGCAUCGUCGAGGAGCUCAAGGCCCGGGACAACGUGGUGGCCGUGACGGGCGACGGAGUCAACGAUGCCCCCGCGCUGCGCGCGGCCGACGUCGGGAUCGCGGUGGUCUCCGGCAGCGACGUGGCCAUCGAGGCGGCGGACCUCGUGCUGAUGGACCGCUUCGACUCGAUCAUCGACGCCAUCCGGCUGGGCCGUCUGGUCUUCCAGAACCUGCAGAAGGUGAUCGCUUACCUGCUCCCGGCGGGCAGCUGGUCGGAGAUCUGGCCGGUGGUCAUGAACGUGUUCUUCGGCGUGCCGCUCCCGCUCAGCUCGUUCCUGAUGAUCAUCGUCUGCGUCUUCACGGAUCUGUUCCUGUCGCUGUCGCUGAUCAUGGAGAAGGAGGAGUUCGACCUGCUCAGCAUCCCGCCCCGCAACCACAAGACCGACCACCUGAUCAACCUGAAGAUCUACGGCCAGGCGUACCUGUUCAUCGGCGUCAUCGAGGCCGUCAGCGCCCACGCCAUGUUCUUCCUGUAUAUGUACAAGCACGCGGGCAUCCCCUUCCACGCCCUCGUCUUCGCCUUCGGGAAGUACGCCGACGGUUUCUACGGCUACACCGAGGCGGAGCUGGCCCACUUCAACGCGGUCGGCCAGAGUGUCUACUUCGUGUCGCUGGUGAUCAUGCAGUGGGGCAACAUCCUCUCCGUGCGCAACAAGCGCCGGUCCAUCCUGCAGGCCGACCCUCUCCGCAAGAAGCAGCGCAACUUGUGGCUGCCCUUGGCGAUCCUGGUGUCGCUGGCCAUCGCCAUCUUCGUGACGGAAGAACCCGGCCUGCAGUCCUUGUUCAACACCGCGUCGAUUCCGCUGGAGUUCUGGUGUAUCCCGCUGGGCCUUGCGGUGGGGGUCUUGAUGAUGGAUGAGAUCAGGAAGGUCGUCGUGAGCAUGUUUCCCCACAGCGUGGUCGCGAAAGUUGCUUGGUGA
Aspergillus fijiensis CBS 313.89 is the source of this 3342-nucleotide messenger RNA. Its product is annotated as cation-translocating P-type ATPase. Gene Ontology annotation, biological process: proton transmembrane transport; sodium ion export across plasma membrane; intracellular potassium ion homeostasis. Lineage: Eukaryota; Fungi; Ascomycota; Eurotiomycetes; Eurotiales; Aspergillaceae. Bases 1 to 3342 code for a protein of 1113 amino acids. Gene Ontology annotation, molecular function: P-type sodium:potassium-exchanging transporter activity; ATP binding; ATP hydrolysis activity. Gene Ontology annotation, cellular component: membrane. The transcript is spliced from 2 exons. The record is from RefSeq and is a predicted model, not a curated record.